AUGCUGAGUCAAGUGUCAUCAAAAGAAGAUCGAUUGCUGCAAAUUUUGGCUGGACUGCUUCAGAACCAACCAGCAGAUGAUCUAGCACAUUGGUUAGGAGAUGUGCAAGAGGGGCAUGGAGCUGGCCCUAGAACUGGGCAAGAGGCUGGGCAAGUAACUGGGCGAGGGGCUGGGCAUGGAGCUCGGCAUGGAGCUAGAGAAGGAGCUGGGCAAGAUGCUGGACGAGGGGCUGGGCAAGGAGCUGGGCUGGGGGCUGUAGGAGUUAAUUGUGCGCAUGAACAGCAUAAGGCAAACUAUAAUCCGAUGGCGAUCAUUGAGCUUGCGGUUGUCGGGGCUACUCGUAUUUUAAACAUGUGCACGAUGUUGGAGAAAGCGAAACAACGCAAUAAAAUACAUCAGAACCAACCAGCAGAUGAUCCAACGCAUUGGUCAGGAGAUGUGCAAGAGGUUUGCCAAAUUGCUGGUCAAGGAGCUGGGCCAAGGACUAGGCAACGAGUUGGGCCAGGGGUUGAAGGACUUGACUGGGUGCUUGGACAGCAUGAGGCAAUUCCGUGGGAGGGGCAUGGAGCUGGCCAUGGAGCUGGGACAGAGGCUAGGCCAGGAGCUGGGCAAGAAACUGGGCAUGGAGCUCGGCAUGAAACUAGAGAAGGCGCUGGGCAAGAUGCUGGGUGA
Molecule: messenger RNA, 672 nt
Organism: Ziziphus jujuba (common jujube)
Lineage: Eukaryota; Viridiplantae; Streptophyta; Magnoliopsida; Rosales; Rhamnaceae
Exons: 4
Coding region: 1-672 (223 amino acids)
Source: RefSeq, a predicted model, not a curated record